UGACAGGCCUCUUGAAGUCAUAAUAUGAAUUCGGACCACAAAAUAAUCAAAAAGACUAAAUUCAAUUUGAUAAGUGUACCCUAUCUAUCUUGCUGUGUUUUAUUGAUAGCUGUUGUGAUCGUCUACUUUAUUCCCUCGCCAAUAGAUCCCAAACCUUUCUUAUAUAAGCAUCCCCUGCCUCAGUUAAAGGGACCUCUGGCUGUAAACCAAGCCUUGGAAAGAGUUGAUAAAUUAUUUGAAAACCAAGUUAUAGGACCGGAGUCUUUCACUGCAGAUCAGAAUGGUUUUGUCUAUACCGGUUCUGCGGAUGGUAAAAUUUGGAGAUUUAAAGAUGGUCAACUUGAAAUGUUGGCACGAACUGGCAUCAAUAAUUCUCACUGUGGAUCGUUUGAACUAGAACCGGAAUGUGGACGCCCUAAAGGGAUGAAGAUUGACAAGAACGGAGAUUUGGUUUUGGUCGACGCCUAUAAAGGUUUAUUGAAAGUCAACCUCCAAAAUAAAAAUAUCGAAGUUUUAGUUCGACCGGAUACUGAUCAGCUCCGAGAACCACUGAGGUUUUUAAAUGGGUUGGCUAUAACUUCAGAUGGAAUGAUAUUUUUUACCGAUUCUAGUACCAAAUGGGACCGACGUAAUUACAGAUAUGAGGUCAUAGAAACAAACAGUUACGGGAGACUACUCAGUUUCAAUCCGACUACAGACCAAGUUAAAGUUGUUUUAGAAGGAUUAUACCUGGCCAAUGGUUUAGUUCUAUCUCAAGACGAAUCUUACCUACUGAUAGUUGAGAUGACGGUUUCAAGGAUCAUCAAGUAUCAUUUGACCGGCUCACGUGCGGGUGAGCGUGAAGUUUUUAUUGAGAAUUUACCCGGGUAUCCGGACAAUAUCCAACUGAACUCGGCUGGGAAUUAUUUCGUGGGAAUGGGCUCAGUGAAAUUUGAAGGAUCCAGUCGCCUGGGGCCAUUUUUAGACAACAUUGGCCCGUAUCCCUGGUUUAAACGAUUCUUAGCAAAGGUAACGCCAAGACCGCUUUUUGAUGUGUUUUUACCACGUCAUGCUAUGUUGGUAGAGAUCAGUCCGAAAGGAAAAAUAGCCGCCAGUUAUCAUGACCCUACCGGAAGUGUGGUGCGAGGGGUCGGGGAAGGGUAUCAGCACGGUGUUUAUAUUUAUAUUGGACACUUUUCUAUGCCGUUUGUUGGCAGAAUUGAAAUCGAUAAGUUGAAUAAAGAUGCUUUAUGAUU
Messenger RNA from Lottia gigantea (owl limpet), 1235 nucleotides. RefSeq lists its product as hypothetical. The record is from RefSeq and is a predicted model, not a curated record. The transcript has 9 exons. Gene Ontology annotation, biological process: biosynthetic process. NCBI's taxonomy places the organism in Eukaryota, Metazoa, Mollusca, Gastropoda, Lottiidae. The coding region runs from base 25 to 1233 and encodes 402 amino acids. Gene Ontology annotation, molecular function: strictosidine synthase activity.